Molecule: messenger RNA, 2784 nt
Organism: Choloepus didactylus (southern two-toed sloth)
Lineage: Eukaryota; Metazoa; Chordata; Mammalia; Pilosa; Megalonychidae
Gene: TNK1
Product: tyrosine kinase non receptor 1
Exons: 13
Coding region: 132-2135 (667 amino acids)
Biological process (GO): protein phosphorylation
Molecular function (GO): protein tyrosine kinase activity; protein binding; ATP binding
Source: RefSeq, a predicted model, not a curated record
CAGGGGCGGGGUCUCCGCCAGGUGAGGAUCCUGCGCCAGGUGAGGAUCCUGCGCCAGGUGAGGAUCCUGCGCCAGGUGAGGGACCUCCACCAGGUGAGGAUCCUGCGCCAGGUGUGGCGCCUCCGCCAGACAUGCUCCCCGAGGUGGGCUCCCCGUGGCUGCUGCGGCUGCUGCGGGACAUCCAGCUGGCCCAGUUCUACCGACCCAUCCUGGAGGAGCUUAAUGUCACUCGGCCAGAGCACUUUGACUUUGUAAGGCCUGAGGACCUGGAUGGCAUUGGCAUGGGCCGGCCCGCCCAGCGCAGACUGAUGGAAGCUCUGAAAAGGCACCGUUCAGGCUUCAAGUCUAAGAACUGGGUCUACAAGAUCCUUGGGGGUUUUGCCCCUGAACAGAAGGAGGCCACGCCACCCCCAGACAGCCUUCCGUACCCCCCUGAGCCGGAGGGGGGACUCAAGUGUCUGAUCCCAGAGGGUGCUGUGCGCAGAGGAGAGCUGCUGGGCUCCGGAUGCUUUGGGGUGGUGCACCGCGGGCUGUGGACACUGCCCAACGGGCAGAGUGUCCCAGUGGCCGUCAAGUCCCUCCGAGUGGGUCCCGAAGGCCCCGUGGGCACAGAGCUGGGGGACUUCCUGCGAGAGGUGUCGGUCAUGAUGAGCUUGGAGCACCCACACGUGCUGCGUCUGCACGGCCUCGUCCUGGGCCAGCCGCUGCAGAUGGUGACGGAGCUGGCGCCGCUGGGCUCCCUGCACGCGCGCCUCACGGCGCCCGCCCCUGCGCCGCCGCUGCCCGUGGCCCUGCUCUGCCUCUUCCUGCGGCAGCUGGCGGGCGCCAUGGCGUACCUGGGGGCCCGCGGGCUGGUGCACCGGGACCUCGCCACGCGCAACCUGCUGCUAGUGGCGCCGCGCACCAUCAAGGUGGCGGACUUCGGGCUGGUGCGGCCGCUGCGCGGCGCCCGGGGGCGCUACGUCAUGGGCGGGCCCCGACCCAUUCCCUACGCCUGGUGUGCCCCAGAGAGCCUGCGUCACGGAGCCUUCUCUUCCGCCUCGGACGUGUGGAUGUUUGGGGUGACGCUGUGGGAGAUGUUCUCCGGGGGCGAGGAGCCCUGGGCCGGCGUCCCCCCGUACCUCAUUCUGCAGCGGCUGGAGAAGGACCGAGCCCGGCUGCCUAGACCCGCGCUCUGCUCUAGGGCCCUCUACGCCCUCGCUUUGCGCUGCUGGGCCCCCCACCCUGCUGACCGGCCUGGCUUUCCUUACCUGGAGGGGCUGCUCCGAGAGGCCUGGCCUCCUGAGGGACGCUGUGUGAGGGAUGUCACAGAGCCAGGAGCCCUGAGGAUGGAGCCCGGGGACCCCAUCACCAUCAUUGAUGGGAGCCCUGACUCCACAACCUGGAAGGGCCAGAACGGCCGCACGUUCAAAGUGGGCAGCUUCCCAGCCUUGGCAGUGACGCUGGUAGACUCGGGGGGCUCAGCGGCCACCCACCCAGUCCACAGAGACUUCCCUGCCCGGGAGGAGCAACACCAGGGAAGCCCAGAUGGGGACAGAGCAAAGACAAAGCUUCAGGGUCAUUCUCCAGCACAGGGCCAGAGAAGGACUGAGCCCCUACAGAGGAUGAAAGGUGGGCACGCUGGCAUUUCCAAGAGCUUGGAAUCUGUUCUGUCCCUGGGCCCCCGGCUCACAGGGGGUGGUUCAAGCCCCCCUGAAGUUCGACAUGCCAAAGCUGUGUCCCAGGGACCCCCAACCUUGCCACCCCGCCCACCCUUUGCCUCCAGCUCUUCCUCUCAGCCCGGCCAGCUCCCCAGGGAGCAGCCACCUUGGCUCAAAAGAGAAGCCACACACAGUCACCCCAUGGGAGCGCCUGGAGUCAGCAAAGCCACUGUCUCCCCAGGAGACCUCCUACCCGACCCGGAUUGGCAGAGGAAGAUUCUAAAGGUGGAGCUAAGUGUGCACGGAGUCACCUACCAGGAGUGCCAGGCAGCACUAAGAGCCACUGGGGGAGAGGUGGUUUCUGCCGUCCGGAACCUCAAGGUAGAUCAGCUCUUCCACCUGAGCAGCCGCUCCCGAGCUGACUGCCGGCGCAUCCUGGAGCAUUACCAGUGGGACCUCUCAGCUGCCAGCCGCUACGUCCUGGCCCGGCCCUGAGCUCAGCACCCUUGGACGUGGGCACCAGUGUGGAAAGCCUGGACCCCUCAUGGCCUGGCAUGUGGGGCCAAGCAGAAGCAGAACAAGAACCUGGCAGGGGCAGUCUUUCCCACCUUGCUGCUGACAGCGACGGGGAGCCCAGGGUUGGGCCCUGAGCAGUGUCUCCUCUGCACCCUGCCCCUUGGCCACUGAGGGCUCAGGUUCCCUUGGCUGGGCCAUAGCAGGGUCUAGUCCACUCUGCCCUCCACGUGCCCAAACGAGGAGGACGAGGAGGGAGGGGAGCAGGAUACCCAGAGGAAGCUUCUACUUGCCACAGAGUGGUGGCCAUACCAGACCACGGGAACAGCCAUCUUGCACUGCCAUCGGCCACCACCCUGGACUCUAUGGGAGCAGCCGUCUUGGGUGAUGAAAGUAGCCAUAUUGACUUGGGCCAUGGCUUGUCCAGGGCCAUCGUGGGUGACGAAAGCUGCUCUCUUGGACUUAAGGACAAUUGAUCCUGGUAACAUGGAUGGUGGGAAGGGCCAGCCCCAGCCCAGCUGCCAUAUUUCCCUGUGUUUCUUCCCAUUCCGACUCUUUCUUCUACCCUUCCCCCGCCCCAUUACAUACACCCUCCAAUGUCCAAAAAGUUACAAAGUUUAUCUGAAUAUAA